AGGAAAAAACACCCUUGCUAUUCUCUCCUGCGUAGCAGCUAAUCCUCAAAACCCUUGUCAAAACCCCAAAAUCAACAAACAAUAACAAUGGCUUGGCGAGGUUCGCUUUCUAGAUCUCUCAUGUCCACCGCAAGGGCUUCCGCCUUCCGCUCUUCGCCGUCACUCUCCGCGCCCAGUCGUCUCCGGCGUCCGCUGUCCGCCCCUCGCCCCCAACCCCGCCGCCUCUCCUUCUCCAACCCCAGGACAAUGGGGGAGCUCGGAUGCGCUCAGUCACUUAUGCCGCUGUUGGCCGGAGCACGGCUGACUUCGCACCUGGCCGUCAACGUUCGGGCGUGCUGUGAGCUGUCGCACGACCUAUUCACAGUGGCUUAUACAUUUUAGGACAUUGGUUCCUGGAAAUGAGGAUGAAUAUGCUUGCUCUAAGAUGGGAAGUCAAUGUUAUAUGAGACUUGUUAUUUAGAUGGGAUUUCUGUUGUUACUUUUCACAUGUGUGUUUGGCUCCAUUAUACUGGUGCUCUGCAAACAAGUGCUCUACGUGCUAAUGCCCCUUGAAGUGAUCGACAGCUCAUAGAGCAUAUCAUGAGUAGAUUCAUUUAAUGGUUGUCGAACACAGUUCCAUUCCAAUAUGUAAAGAUAAACAGUUUCAAUUGUUCUUUUUGCAAUUGUUAUGCACCGGUUUCAGAUGAUAAUGCUCAUUGUACAUGG
Sesamum indicum (sesame) is the source of this 705-nucleotide messenger RNA. RefSeq lists its product as uncharacterized. The record is from RefSeq and is a predicted model, not a curated record. NCBI's taxonomy places the organism in Eukaryota, Viridiplantae, Streptophyta, Magnoliopsida, Lamiales, Pedaliaceae.